Molecule: messenger RNA, 2268 nt
Organism: Exophiala viscosa
Lineage: Eukaryota; Fungi; Ascomycota; Eurotiomycetes; Chaetothyriales; Herpotrichiellaceae
Exons: 1
Coding region: 372-2081 (569 amino acids)
Biological process (GO): fatty acid metabolic process
Molecular function (GO): medium-chain fatty acid-CoA ligase activity
Source: RefSeq, a predicted model, not a curated record
AUAGAAAUUAACAGGGGGCCAGCCUUGCGCAGCCUUGCAAUCUCACGAUGGAUAUACUCCGUUAUUCCCUCGGCAAUUCUUUUCCUACCGAAAACGCCCGACACACGGCAUCAUCUCGACCUACUGUCAAAGACUUUUUGUACGCUCCGGCAUUGGUCUUGACGUGAUCUACAGGCUAUUUACCGCGGACUGUAAGCCUUGUUGGGGCGAGGUAUCCCUAAUUUAGCAUCCCACCAGUUUCACCGGAGUUUGUAAACAAACUAUAACAAUGGCGUCCGCACGUUUUGGCCUCGUCACAAACGUGACAAAGCCUCUUUUCACAAUACUACCUAGGUCUUCAACAGCUAUUUCAACCAGAGUCAUCGACCGCCAUGGCCACAGAAGCACCUCUCGUCCCGCGCCACGCCAGAUGGUCGCUCCCAGCCGACUACCAGUCCACAAAUGAAGCUCCCCAGACACUCACCCGGACUCACUCCAAGUCGAUAUCUAGGACCGAUGUGUCGAUCCCAGAAUUACCUCUAUUCGUCGCGGCGAGGUCCCAUGCUCUAGCAGAGCCUGAGAAAGCCGCUGUCAUCGACAGGACCAGAAACCAGAGCUUCACUUAUUUAGAGCUGCUGAACGAUGUGGCGUCAUUCAAAGCACAGAUCGAGCAGUAUCUGCCUUCGAGCCAGACCGAGGAACCCAGAGUAGCGUUCCUGACGCCCUCAGGGUACGACUAUGUGGUCAUACAAUGGGCGAUUUGGGCCGCUGGAGCUAUCUCAGUUCCUCUAUGCACAUCUCACCCCCUCCCAGAACUGCAAUAUACCAUCUCCGACUCCGACCCAUCUCUAAUCAUUCUACACCCAUCAUUCUCCAGACUUGAAGCAGGUCUACGGGAACAAGCCCCCACCAUACCUCUAAUCACUAUUACACCAUUCUCCCAGACACCAAGCCACACAACAACCCUACCUAGAUUCACCACAGGAUUCCCUCUAUCGCGAGGAGCACUCAUCAUCUACACAUCCGGCACAACCUCCCGGCCUAAGGGCUGUGUGACCACCCACGAAACCAUCACUUUCCAAGCACAAUGUCUCGUCGAGGCCUGGAAAUACGGCCGAAACGACCACCUCAUCCACGUUUUACCAUUACACCACAUCCACGGCAUUAUCAACGGAUUGACGGCAACGCUGCUGUCUGGCGGUACGGUGGAAAUGCACGCCAAAUUCGACGCGAAGACGGUGUGGGACCGAUGGACUGAGAGGGGCUCGACCAUGUUCAUGGCCGUGCCGACCGUAUACUCGAGGCUGAUCGACUAUUUUGACAGUAGUAUCCGCGGUACGGACUCCGAGUCCGCGGCAAGACAAGGUGCCAAUGCGCUACGACUUGUCGUCAGUGGUUCAGCGGCCCUACCUGUUUCAGUCAAGCAGAAAUUCGACCAGAUCACGGGCCACGUGUUGCUGGAGCGGUACGGCAUGACGGAGAUCGGGAUGGGUUUGAGUUGUGGAUUGGAAAGGGAGAAGCGCAUCGAUGGGAGUGUUGGGUGGCCUUUGCCUGGUGUGCAGGUGCGGCUGACGGAUCCUGAGACUUCUGGUGUCAUUACGACAAGUGGUGAUGAGCUCUCGGGAAACAUCGAGAUCAAGGGUCCGAGCUUGUUGGCUGAGUACUUCCGCCAGCCUAAGGCUACGGCUGAAGCGUUUACUCAGGAUGGCUGGUUCAAGACUGGGGAUGUUGCGAAACGAGAUGCGAGUGGUGCGUAUUUCAUUCAGGGCCGUGAAAGCGUCGAUAUCAUCAAGUCGGGCGGAUAUAAGAUCUCGGCGCUGGAGGUGGAGAGGAAGAUAUUGGGGAAUGUCGUCUUGGGAGAUGUGGUGAGAGAGGUUGUCGUUGUUGGUGUGGCUGAUGCGGAGUGGGGACAGCGAGUUGCUGCGAUCGUCACAUUGAGAAAUCAGGGACACGAGAUCGAUCUAAAGACGUUCCGCGCACCUUUGAAGGAGGAUAUGGCACCCUACAAGAUUCCUUCGAUCUUGAAGGUGGUGGAUGCGAUUGAGCGGAAUGCUAUGGGGAAGGUCAACAAGAAGCAGAUCCUCAAACAGUACUUUGCAUGAUUGGGCUCGAAGGGCUUCAACCUGGUCAUUCCGCCAGAGCGGGCGUCGGGAGCCGAAGGAUGGUAUGGCGAUUUACUUCCACGCCGACGGCCAAUGGAAAAUGGAAAAGGCGCGGUGUGUUCUGGCUCGGCUUCCUCGUAUUGGUGGUGUUUUUGAUGGUUAAAACAUGAGCGAAUCUAUGUACCUA